CAUACACAUGUGUUAGAAAUUCGCAUAUAAUUGACUACGUCACACUCUUUCUUAUCUUCAAUGUUUUACCGCAAACGUCAUAAUCCUCAGGCGCCUGAUCAAGUACCUACUUAUAUACCAAGUAUAUCAAAAUUAUCUUUGCCUGAUAAAUAAUACAGUAUUCGCAUAAUACAUCAGACAAACCAAAUUGUGGUUUCACACGUACUAGUAUAUUUUUAUACCUAUUUUGUUUUUUAUUUAUUUAAUUAAAUUAAAAAAAAUAAGGCUGUCUCGUGUGGUGGCAAGUUGUUAAAGUGAAUAAGAAUGAGUGCGGUGGUGAACGAAAUCUGUGACUUGCUGCAAGCGCAUGCGAAUAGAGAUAAGGUAGUAUCACUAGCAAGUUACAUCCUCAAGCUAUGGGGUGCGUCUGCGCAACGCAAGGACUUACUGGCGGCAAGCGCGCGGUUGGGCGCCGCGCGAGCUACCAUGCGCCUCUUCGAUGACGCAGUAGCUCUGAAAACUUUGUUAGCUUAUGGGCUAGGAAGACAGGAUGGCCCCCUAUGGGGCUCCCUGGGGGUGGCAAGCAGCGUGUUUAACCUGGCGUACCUUCAAGCUGAGAAGGUGGUCUGGCUUAUGGACACUGGCGUCUUAGUGGUUUCCAAAGAGUUUGAUUAUAACGCCAGAACCGCUCAUAAGCUGUUCUGGUCCCUCUCUGCAUUCGUCGGGCUUGUACGAUCAAUAAGAGCGCUACACGCCAGCGCUUUAUCCUUGCAAUCUGCUCAACGCACAAAAUGCGCCGGCGCACGCUACAGACAAGCUUGCUUCGUAACCAGCAAGGCGUUUCUCGACGUCAUUCACUCUGUCAGCUGGCUGCCUCAAGGGUGGCUGUGGGGUGGCCGGCUUAGUGCCGAGAAAGCUAGCUCAGUGGCUAUUGGCUCGGCGGUCUUAGCUUUGGUCAUACAUUACCAUGGGAAGCGGUUGGCGUCUGUUAAAAAAUGAUGCUAUGAAGAUGUCGAAUGGAUUUUGAUUGUAAGGCAGUAGUCUCGAGAAGCGAUAAGAAUGUGUAUAAAGCACAUUUUAUGUCGGGAUAAUGCUGUUAGCAUUAUUUUGUUCAAUAUUUAUUGCACAAAAGUCAGUAUGUAGAAGUAGAUCAAAAAAUAUUUAAUUAUUUAGGUAUGUAGGUUUAAUACUUAUAACAUAUCUAACAUAAAAUUAUCACGCCUAUUUUCCGGAGGGGUAGGCAGAGACAACAUCCGCUUGCGACGAUCGUUGCAUACUUCUUUCUUCCACCACACCCAUAACUCUCUUCAUGCAAGCUGAAUAAUAUAUAUAAAAAAAAAAACUUUUUUUUUUAAUUUCACCAGUCUUAAACCUCUACUUUGUUUAAUAUGUAAUUACCUAUUUAAAUGCUCAAUAAUUUAGUUAACAUACUAUUGUAAAAUAUGUAAUAAAAAAUCUAAUUACAUAAUAAAGUAUAUCAUAUCAGCCACUUGAAAAUGGCAAACGGUAGGAAAAACAAUAAAAUAUAAGUACACGUGAAAAUUAUCUGGGAUAAAAUAUAAUCCGUAUCGCGACAUACCUAACAAUAUAUCAGAUAAGUUUAUCGAUAUUAUGAUAUACGAUCGAAUCUGUUUUACCGUCUGGUUUAGCCCGGAAAACUAAUUCGAGGCGAUAAGACAAUGUCCGACUUUUCAUGACCUUAGGUACUGACGUAAUGAAGACAUCGGGAAUUCUACUUUAAAUUUUUACAAAAUUGUGAAUAUUUCAUGUGAAUGAAUUUUUGAUGUUGAUGUACCACGAAUUUAAAAAUUCCAUUGACAGAUCCAACAUACAAUUUUCAUAAAAAUCAGACCAACGUUCGAAAGUGCUCGCGUGACAAACAUAGGUACAUACAAAAAAUGUGUUUUCGUCCCAAGUUGUUUGCUCGCUUCGCAAUUGUACAUCACUCAAAUUUUGUUACUCAUAAAGACCUGCGGAGCUUUUUACAAUCGUUGAUAGGAAUUUCUUAUAUUUUCUCUCGAUCCGUCUCCUAAAUACCUACCGAUGGACAUGGAAUAUCUGAGGCCAAACCCGCGGGCUUUUAGCCAAGAUACAAAAAUAACUGACGUAAAUUAAUUUACUUAAUAAAUCAAACUGAAAUAAUUUUUUAAAGUAUUUUACAGAAUGUUUUUCUUCAUACGAAUGUUAAACUAGCCAUGUAUUAUAUAAUUAUGUUAAUUUUUAAAAAUAAAACUAAUUAUUUUGAAACAUAUUUUUAUUCGUAUAAAAAUGACAUGGCUUUUUGAGCAUAUAAUAAUAUUUUUUUUAUUAUAUAAGUAAUUCUAUUUACAAGUAUUUUUAGGGUUAACAUUGUCUUUUCAUCAUAAACAAAUACAAUACUUUAGAGAGGCGGUAUAUUUAAAAAAUUAAGCUGUCUGUGGUAAUGAAUACUGUAGCGCGCAUAACUAUUUUAGCAGACAUUCCCCAACCCUAUUUUUAUGCUAAGGUUGGCGGCCUCGUCGGCCGCAGCCUAUCACCAUGCGUAGCGCCGCGUGCAUUGACAAUUUUCCUUUAAACGGUUGUCGUUUCAUCUCGAACGCCCAAUGAGAGAGCUUCCCGCCUUUUAUGUUAAUAAACUAAAAUAAUAUUUUAGGAAACAAUUUUCAUAUCACAACGCUAAAAAAUUGCCUCAAAACUAAACAAAUAAUGAAAAUUUAGUAUUUAUAAAACUGUGAUGCAAUACCUAAUACGUAACUGGAUUUAAAUUAAGUCUUAAAUUAAUUGUAAGAUUAGUUAAUGGCAAAACAAAUUACAAUAACGACAAUGUGACUAGUUUUCACACUUGUAAUUAGAAAAAAUAAUUUUUUUUUUGUUUAAUCUAUAUAUAAUAAAAUAUAUAAAAAUCUUUAUGGCAUGUCAUAAACUGUAAAACUCAAAUCAAGUUUCCAAAUAUUACAGUUUAUGACAUCCUUGGUUCCAAUGAGUUCCAAACUAAAUUUUUAAUCGUAAAAUAUAAAUAUAAUAAAAGCGCGAUGCAACUCUCAACAUCACUAGCUAUGCCCCCCGGGUUCGCUCAUGUGGGAAUUCAAAAUACUUUGUUUCUUUACACGAUGGUCUGCACUUGCAGCGACCGCUUGUAAAACAAUCA
This is a messenger RNA of Amyelois transitella, 3106 nucleotides long. RefSeq names its product peroxisomal membrane protein 11C-like. Gene Ontology annotation, biological process: peroxisome fission. The transcript has 4 exons. NCBI's taxonomy places the organism in Eukaryota, Metazoa, Arthropoda, Insecta, Lepidoptera, Pyralidae. Gene Ontology annotation, cellular component: peroxisomal membrane. The coding region runs from base 304 to 978 and encodes 224 amino acids. The record is from RefSeq and is a predicted model, not a curated record.